This is a messenger RNA of Arabis nemorensis, 1392 nucleotides long. NCBI's taxonomy places the organism in Eukaryota, Viridiplantae, Streptophyta, Magnoliopsida, Brassicales, Brassicaceae. The record is from the annotation of a GenBank genome assembly.
AUGGUUUCCGAUUUGGACCUCGUGACCCGACUCCGAGAAAUUCUCCGUAGCUCCGACUUAGACACGACGACUCCGGCAAGCGUCCGUCGUCAGUUAGAAGAGGAUUUUGGUGUCGACUUGACGGAUAAAAAGGGCUUCAUCAGAGAUCAAAUCGAUGCUUUUCUCGAGAGCAAUGGCGGAAUAGAAGACAUUCCAGAGAGCCCUAAGAGAGAAGAAGACAGUAACUCCGAUGAAAUUACCAAAACCGAGGCGGAAACUGAAGGAGACGAUGUCGGAGAUGGAAGUGAAAGUGAUGAAGAGAAGGAAGAACGGCCAUUGAAGGCCAAGAAACGAGGCAAUGGAUUUACCAAAGUAUGUCAGCUAUCUCCAAAACUUGGGGAGUUUAUUGGAACAUCUCAGUUAGCUCGAACCGAGGUUGUGAAGAAAAUGUGGGUCUAUAUCCGAGAGAAAAAUUUGCAAGACCCAAAGGAUAGAAGGAAGAUAUUGUGUGACAAGUCGCUGCAUUCGUUGUUCCAUGUAAAGUCCAUUAAUAUGUUUCAAAUGAACAAGGCGUUAUCGAAGCAUAUUUGGCCCUUAGGUGAUGGAGAUGGGUGUGUAAACAGUGUGAAAGAAGAAGAUGAAGAUGAAGAUGAAACAUCAAAUGGGGAAGAAAACGAAGAAGUGGAAGAGAGUACUGCAGAAGAAAGUGAAGAGGAAGCUAGGAGUUUGAGGAAACGCAAGAGAAAAAAGCCAGCCAAGUCGGUGGAAAAGCCCAAAAGAAAAGGAGGAGGAGGCGGCUUUACUAAAGUUUGCAGCCUCUCGCCAGAGCUUCAGGCUUUUACUGGGGUGACAGAAUUAGCCAGGACAGAGGUUGUGAAAAUGCUUUGGAGAUACAUAAAGGAGAACAAAUUGCAAGAUCCGAAUGAUGGACGCAGAAUAAUAUGCGAUGAAUCAUUACAAUCUCUGUUCUCUUUCGAGUCCAUCAAUAUGUUUCAAAUGAAUAAACUUCUAACCAAGCACAUAUGGCCAUUAGAGGAUAAUGCAGGAGAAUCAGUUUGCUCUAACUCUCCAAAAACUGAAAAGCAAAAUACGGAAUCAGACGAAGAUACAGAGAGUGACGAACUAAACGAGAAAAAUAAAAAGCAGAAGAUCGAAGGUUGUGGUCUUCUUGCUCCCCUUCCACUUUCAGAUGCUCUUGUCAAGUUCUUGGGUAAUGGAGAAAGCUCGCUGUCGAGGGCAGAUGUGGUAAAGAGAUUGUGGAAGUACAUAAAACAGAAUGAUCUUCAGGAUCCUUCUGACAAGAGGAGAAUCAUAUGUGAUGAGAAGCUGAAAGAACUCUUUGAAGUUGAUUCAUUCGAAAACAUAUCGGUCUCAAAACUCCUGGCCAACCACUUCAUCAAGACCGAACAAUGA